UUAAAACCACUCGGAACAUGUUGGCAGUUGCAUAGCUACACCCUAGCAACCACAUAACAUGUUAGAGAACAUUCCGAACACCUCAGCAACAGUGGCAACCACUUGCAAUAAUCUAGCAUCAUGGCAUUGAGUUUUACAUGGGAAGCACCACACAUUUUUCCUAGGAAAAUGAAAGUCUAGUUUUUAUUGCAUCAGAUGCAUCAGACGAUUUUCUUUAUUUUUAUUUCAUGUAACUGAAUGUAACAGCUGACGCUCGUGACUUUUGAGUGGUUGAUUAAAGCGGUGUCUGUUUUCUUGGUUUCAUCUGUAAAACCAGAAAGGCAACAGCUACAGGCAUCAUGCAUAAUUUAGCACCUAACUUCUUCACAUCUCUAUUACUUUUUAUCAGCGCUCUCAUAUUUUCACACACACACACACUCUCUCUCUGUUUCCCCACUUGCCCUCUCCCUCGAUCUUUCCUUCUCUCCCUCUCUAAUCUCUAAUCUUGAUAAUUCCGAGGAACACUCUAGUCAUUCUCAUAUCAUCUUGCGGCAGUCAGGAUCGGCCAGUAAACAGUGAGUCAGACACCCCGAGACCAACACAAACACCAACAAAGGAUUUUAAUGAUAACAGAAGCCCACGUCUGGCGCGCUUUGCAGGUGAGGGGGUGCAAUGCCAGCUGCUGUUCCCCUGUUGCUGCUCCUCGCCAUCUUGUGGUGGCCUCUGGUAUAUCCUCUGGUCCCCAGUCAUCUUCAGAGCCCCCCUACAUUCAUCUCCCUCAAUGGCUCCCGCCUCAAUCACCUCCUGCUCGACAGCCACUCGGGCCAUGUCUACGUGGGUGCGGUUAAUGUGCUCUAUCACCUUUCCCCAGAGUUGCAGCUGCUCUCUUGGGGCAAAACGGGGCCUAAACUGGACAGCCCAGACUGCCUACCACCCAUCGACCCCACUGAUUGCACCCAGGCAGAAACCACAGACAACACCAACAAGCUUCUGUUACUUGAAGAGGUCAAAGGAGGAAAUUCACUCAGCCUAAUUGUGUGUGGGACGGUCCUGCAGGGCAUCUGCGAGAAGCGAAGCUUGGAGAAUGUCUCUCAAGUGCUGUAUAAGACCGACAACCCUGUGGACACACAGUAUGUGGCGGCAAAUGACCCUCGAGUGUCCACGGUUGGUGUGGUGGUGGAGCAGAAAGGUGUUCUGCUUAUGCUCGUUGGACGGGGCUACACCAGCAAAGGACCUGGUGGGAUCCCACCAAUCACGAUGAGGCGCUUAGCCGCAGUUCCCCGACAUUCUGCACCAGCAUUCUCUCACGAAGAACUUGGAAAGCUGGUCGUCGGUAGCUACUCUGAAUACAACAACCACUUUGUGAAAGCUUUCCACCACAACAACUAUGUCUACUUUGUGUUCUCUCGACGUGAUGUGUGGGGCAAACGAGAGUAUCGGACUUACGUUUCAAGACUCUGUGCAGGCGACCCCAAUUUCUACUCUUAUGUGGAGGUGCCGCUUUCCUGCGGUGGAGGAUAUAAUCUGGCACAGGCGGCCGUGCUUGGCACGCACCUUGAUCAACCUGCGCUGUUUGUGGCAAUGGCUAUGGGACAAGCGUCGACUCCCACACCCACAGACAGGUCGGCUCUUUGUGUGUACAUGGUGGAGAAUCUGGAUAAAGCCCUGCAUGGCGCCCAGCUACUUUGUUACACGCAGGAAGGCAAAGACCGCAAUAACAAGGAGAAGGCGUACAUUGAGUACGAAGUGUCCUCCAGUUGUCUGAAGCUCCCACAGGACUCUCUGACCGAGUACCCAUGCGGAGGUGAACACACGCCCAGCCCCAUCGCCAGUGCCAUCGCUCUGGAGGCCACGCCCGCUUUCACCUGGACUCCUUCUAUCACUGCCGUCACCACAGCUACUGAGGUCAACCACACCAUAGUCCUGCUAGGAGACAAAAGCGGGAAGCUACACAAGGUGUUCCUGCAUGCAAAUGGUACCGGUACCAAAUAUGACACCGUGGAGGUGGAUUCAGAGAGUCCCAUUAACGCUGACCUGCUGUUGGACUCCACCAAACAGAACGUCUACGUAUUGACCGAAAGAAAGGUUACAAAGCUCCAUGUAGCUCAGUGUGAGAGGCAUUUAGACUGCCGCUCCUGUCUGUCUAAUAGAGAUCCCUACUGCGGCUGGUGUUCGCUGGAGGGCAGAUGCACACGGAAGAUGGAUUGCGCAAGACAUGCUGAGCUUCACCACUGGAUCUGGAGUUACGGCCGUGAUCGCCAGUGUGCGUCUGUAGAGAAUCUACGACCCUACAUCCAGAGCAGAGAAGAGCAGACACAGGUCUCUUUCACAGUUCUACAGUUGCCAGUCUUGUCAAAGGAUGAGUCUCUAUCUUGCGCUUUUGGGAGUUUGGCUGCUCAGCCUGCGGUUGUCAUGGAGAACAGAAUCACAUGUCAAUCACCGGCACCAGAGCAGCUCCCCCCGAGUCCGCCAGGCAACGAUCACGUAUCUGUUCGAUUGGCACUGAAGUUUGGAGACGUGACCAUCUCGCACACAAAUAUCACCUUUUAUGACUGUAAGGCAGUCGGACGGCUCAACGCUACUUCACCGUGCAUGGCGUGUGUGAGCAGUAUGUGGCCGUGUCACUGGUGUGUGAAGGAUGAGCUCUGCACUCAUGAUAAGAACUGCCCCCGUCAGCACGUCAUCUAUAACAGCAGGGAGCAGUCAACGCCCCGCGGGCCCGACUCUUGCCCCUGCGUCUGGGCCCUGCAGAGCUCCCCUCUGGUUCCUGUUGGCUUUGACACCGAGCUUUCUCUACAGGGCAAAAACCUGGACAUUUUUGAGGAUGAGGAAGAUUACGAGUGCGUGCUGGUCAUUGAAGGCCAGGAGCUGCGUUUGCGGGCCACGCUGGACCGCAGCAAAGAGACGGGGACGCAUGUGUUCAAGUGUGCCUCUCAUCAGUUUCGAUACUCAGGGAAGCAGUUUGAAUAUUCCGCUCCUGUAUACCUGCAAUGGGGGACGCAGCGUAUAGAUUCAGCACCACAUCUCCGCUUGCAGCUGUAUGACUGCUCGGUGGGACAGUCCGACUGCAGUCAGUGUCGAGCGGUUGCGGCCAAUUACGGAUGUGUGUGGUGUGCCGAUAAAACUCCCGGCUGUGUGUAUAACCAGUCCUGCGCCAGUGGAACCAUGGACACCUGUCCUCCCCCUCUAAUUACUGAGGUUGAGCCACUGACCGGUCCACUGGAGGGUGGCAUACUGCUGACGAUCCAGGGAUCGAACCUAGGCCAGAGCUUCCAGGACAUCCAGGCAGGAGUGACGGUGGCAGGGGUCAGCUGUAGACCUCUGCCUGAAGCCUAUCGCAUUUCCACCAGCAUUGUAUGUGAGCUCCAGGCCAGCGCAAAUGUCACAGCCGGACCGGUCAUCAUCACCGUCAGAGGUUCAGAGAAAGGAGAGUCCCAGCAGACGUUCUCAUAUCAGAACCCACAGCUGCGCACAAUUGUGCCCGUAAAAGGGCCCUUGGCUGGGGGCACGACACUAACGGUGCACGGGUCGCAACUCCUGACCGGACAAAGAACAGAACAAAGGAGUGACCAAAUCACUGGCCUGCAGGUGUUCUUGGGCUCAAAGCCUUGUCGCAUCAAUGAAGUGAGUGACACGAGGCUGAUUUGUCGCACCAGUCACUCAAACCAAACUGGAAAAGUGCCAGUCAAAGUUGUGUUUGGAAGAGCAGAGAGGAUUUUGGAUAGUGUCCUUUUCAACUAUAUGGAAGACCCAGUGAUUAACGAUGCAUCACCUACUGAGAGUUUCUACGGGGGUGGACGUGUUAUAAACGUGACCGGCCAAAACCUAAAUGUCGUUCAGCACCCGAAGAUGUCGGUCUCUUAUGAGCCUAGAGAGAGUUUUGAAGUCAGAAGACGUCGAUCCACUCAUGUUUCUGUCAGGAGUCCCUUGGUUAUGAGUCAGAGUUUGUGCGCCAAUGUUACCUCGGAGCAAAUGAUUUGCAAGAGCCCAGAGGUGCCGUCGAGAUCCAGGAUUGUGCGAGUGUGGUUCGAGAUGGACAAUGUGCACAUCGAUUUUCACACCAUCAAGAACAAGCCGUUCACGUACCACCCAAACCCAGACUUGUUCCAGCUCAACAGUGAGUCCCAUGGAACAGCCAUCCGAUUCAAACCUGGAGGAGUCCUGGCAGUAGAGGGUAAGGGACUGACACUGGCUAUGAGCAGAGAGGAAGUUCUGGCCCGGCUGGGGAAGGAAGAGUGUGACGUCAAGACUCUGGAUAACACGCAUCUGUACUGCGAACCUCCUGAGGAACAGCCUCUCGCCCUGGAUGACGAUGACUUACCCAGGCUUACGGUGUUAAUGGGAAACUUGGAAUUUGACUUGGGUCGGGUGCAGUAUGACAACGAUUUACACUCACCGGUGCCUCUGGCGGCUCAGAUCGGUCUGGCAGCGGGGGCCGCGGUGGUAGUUCUCAUCGUGCUGGUCAUCAUUCUCAUGUACAGGCGGAAGAGUAAACAGGCUCUGAGAGACUAUAAAAAGGUUCUGGUGCAGCUGGAGACUCUGGAGAUAAAUGUUGGAGACCAGUGCAGGAAAGAGUUCACUGAUCUGAUGACGGAGAUGAUGGAUCUGAGCAGUGACGUUGGUGGUCCUGGUAUUCCCUUUCUGGAUUACCGCACAUAUGCAGAGCGUGUUUUCUUCCCUGGCCAGAAGGGCGCGCCACUGAGUCAGAAUCUGGAUUUGCCAGAUUUUCGUAGACAGACUGUGGAGCAGGGCCUGGGUCAGCUCAACAACCUGCUCAACAACAGACUCUUCCUUAUACGGUUCAUCCAUACUCUGGAGGCACAGCAGAAUUUCUCACAGAGGGACCGAGGUUACGUUGCGUCUCUUCUCACGAUGGCCCUUCAUGAUAAGCUGGAAUACUUCACUGAUGUUAUGAAGACCCUGCUGGGAGAUCUAGUGCAGCAGUAUGUGGCCAAGAACCCCAAACUCAUGCUGCGCAGGACUGAGACGGUUGUGGAAAAGAUGCUGACCAACUGGAUGUCCAUCUGUCUCUAUUCUUUCCUCAAGGAGGUUGCUGGUGAGCCUCUGUACAAGUUGUACAGGGCUAUUAAAUACCAGGUAGACAAAGGACCAGUGGAUGCAGUGACAGGCAAAGCCAAACGCACACUCAACGACAGCCACCUGCUCAGAGAGGACAUCGACUACUGCUCUGUGACUCUGACAGUGCUGGUGAAGAGUGGUGUCGAGGUCCAGCCCUGCCCUGUUAAAGUUCUGGACACUGACACCAUCACUCAGGUUAAAGAUAAAAUCCUGGACCAGAUUUAUAAAGGAGCGCCAUUCUCCCAGAGACCAGCCGCAGACUCUCUGGACCUUGAGUGGCGAUCCGGCCAAGCAGGUCACCUGACUCUUUCUGAUGAUGAUGUCACAGCCAUCGUUCAGGGUCGCUGGAAACGGAUCAACACUUUACAGCACUACAAGGUACCUGAUGGGGCCACUGUUGCUCUCAUCCCUCGUUCCCAGAGUUCUCUUGGAGUAAAUCAGGUCUACCAGACUGGAGAGAAAACUCCAAUGCUGGAGGGAGAGGAGGAGGAAGGUCUUCGGCUGUGGCAUCUGGUGAAGCCGAGCGAAGACCCCGAGAUCCCCAAACACAGGAAGAGUAGCAUGAGAGAGAGAGAGCGGGCAAAAGCCAUUCCUGAGAUCUACCUUACACGACUGCUUUCAAUGAAGGGCACUCUGCAAAAGUUUGUAGAUGACGUCUUUGUAGCCAUACUGAGCACGAAACGGCCUCCACCCAUCGCUGUCAGGUUCUUCUUUGACUUCCUGGAUGACAUGGCAGAGAAACACGGCAUCGAUGACCCAGAGACUGUUCACAUCUGGAAAACAAACAGUUUGCCUUUGCGUUUCUGGGUCAACAUCUUGAAGAAUCCUCAGUUUGUCUUUGACGUGCAGGUGACGGAUAGCGUGGAUGCCGUCCUCUCCGUUAUCGCACAGACCUUCAUUGAUUCCUGCACUACAUCCGAGCACAAAGUGGGCCGGGAUUCUCCAGUGAAUAAGCUGUUGUACGCCAGAGAAAUCCCACGAUACAAGCAGCUGGUGGAGAGGUACUACAGUGAUAUUCACAACGCUGUGUCUGGCUGUUACCAGGAAAUGAAUUCAACCCUCACAGAGCUGUCAGGGAGCUUUGCAUCCGAAAUGAACAGUUUGGUGGCGUUGCAUGAGCUGUACAAGUAUAUCAACAAAUACUAUGAUCAGAUUAUCAUGUCUCUGGAGGAAGACGCUGCGGGUCAAAAGAUGCAGUUGGCGUAUCGGCUUCAGCAGGUCGCCGCCCUGGUGGAGAAUAAAGUCACUGACCUUUAGGCUUUGACCUUUUACCCUGUUGUCUAAAAUCAUCAAUAAUCACAUCUGAGAGAAAUCAGACCACUGCUUUCGACUGAUCGGCUGAUGUAAUGCAACCGCUACGUCAAACCCUUGGGUGCUUCAGCAACCGUUCACAUAAACUUGCUGUAUAUUCUUAACAAAAGGGAACAGGAAAUGAAGUAAUGAUCACUUUCUUCCGAUAAAACCUUAAUGGGAUUUUUAUUGGAGAAGGAUUGCUUUUUAGACUGAGACUCUGAACUACUCACCGGAGUAUUGACUGAUGGGAAGUAUGUGUGUGUGUGUGUGUGUGUGUGAGUGAGAGAGAGAGAGAAUGUUUAAUUGUGAAGUGUUUUGUCUGAAAGGGUCUGCUGUAUAUGUGAAGUUUACUUAAUUCAAAUUCUCUGACCCGAGUCUAUUUUAAUGACACUACUGAAGCAGCUCUCACAUGUUGUGACAUGCUAAGACACAUUUUAUAUUGUUUUUACUUCCAUUCAAGUGAUCAGAUCUACUGUAUGGAGUUUCAUGAACCGUUUCAACAAAAUCUCUGUCACGUUCAACCAUUACAAUCAUGUCAGCGCUGUGGACAAGUCCCACAUUUAAUUCUACUGUACAUGGAGUAUUUUUUCCAGGUUUAGAAAUGUUCUACUCCUCCACAAUCAAAUCCCAAACUCAAAGACUGUCCUUGGCCGUGUUGUAUUAACCUUUUAUACUAACAUUUCUACAUUAGUAUUGCAGAUCAAAACAAGUAUUAAGCUUUUACAGGGACUGUAGAGUAAGUCUAAGCACACAAGUGCCAGAACAUGUUAUAAGAGCACAAUAUUUGUGUGCAUGUUUGUGUGUAGCUUUAUGUGUGCAUGCAAAAGAAAGACAAAAGGUCACAGUUUUCAGGUUUUCUGCUGUUUUAAGGAUCUCAAAUAUCUAGAAUUUCUGAUGUGAUCAUCUGAAUUCUGAUUUCUAGCACUAUAACCUGGUUAAGUUUAAUUGAUCAUAACAUUAAUGUAUCUUCACGCCCAAUAUUUGUGAUAGAUCCCUGUAAAAUAUGGGUCCAGGUUACAUUUCAUUCUCAAAUCAACAAAAAAGAAAUUAAGAAAUUAUAUUUUUACACUUGAACUAAUCUAUCAUUUUUCUUUUUGCAUUGCAUCAUGAUUCUCGUAGAAAUGUCAUAAUGCACGAAAUCUUAAAGGCACAGUAUGUAACAUAUUUGGAUUAAAAUAUCCAAAAACCACUAGAACAAUGUUAUAUAUUUUGUUGACUUGUUUACUUACAUUAUCCCAGAUGUUUCCAAGAAUGUUUAAAUCCAGAGAUAUAAGCAAUUUUGAACAGGACACGGACCGUGUCCGUGCGUCGCCCAUCAAUGACAUCGUACCCGUGUUACCCUCGAUUUCCGGUUUAAUUUUGUAUAAACCAUAGAAAUACCAAAGACGCCUUAAUAUUAUGUGUUUUAUUAGACAGGUGAGCAACUGUCUAUUCUCUCAUCAAUAGACAAAAACUCAUGUUAUAUAGCUCAACACAGUAAGUCUUAUUGUUUAAAUCUCGUUUUCUUGAUUUACAGCGAGUACCAUGUUUUACCAUGCCUAAUAUCGAUGUAGCUUGCCUCAGUGUACAACGAGUGUCUCAUAGCAGCCGCUGAGCAAAUGAGAGUAGCAUUAUAACAACUUUCAACACUCAAAUGUAUCUAAUAUGAUAAAACAGAGCUGUGUCUCCCCCAGUACGCAUGACCUGAAGAAAUGAAAGAGGUCCACUGCUCUCUCGCCGUGUGUCGCGCUCGUCUCUCAUUAGCAGUCGCUCCAGCGACCUUGUUCAGCUCCAACGACUUUCAGCCACACCCUGCUUCAUUCUACAGUAAUGUUAAUAAAUAUUUAAUACAUUAACUCAUCCAUGAAUAUGAUUACUGCCCGAUUCUUUUUCCACCGGCUGUAGACAUGAAGACAGCACCUACCGUGAUUCCGCGAAAUCAAGGCGUCAUCAAGCUACGCCUUUGUUUUGAAUAAGCGACCUCUAGUGGUGAAAAAUUACAUAUUGUGCCUUUAAUGGUCCUGAAAAAGGGCUUUUUUUUAAUCAAAAUAAAUUUCUUAUUUAUUUGAUUUGAUUUGAGCAUGAAAUAAGACCCGGAUCUUUGCAUGAUUUGUGAGAUUCACCCACACUCACAUGGCAUUGAUUUCCUAAUGCUUUGUAUUUAACAGCACAAGAGAGCGCAGUUCUCAAAGAUUCACUCUCAUGCCGUUUGAGUCUCAAAUGAAAUUGCAAUGCAGCUGGAAUGUCCAGUUUCAUGAGAGAUAUUGAAACAAAACUGGGCCAUUUUGGGUUGACAAGUGGAGAAAAGCAUCUUUAUUCGCUUGGUCCCAAUGAUUUGAAAAGCAGCAGUUGGCUUGAGAGUUGUGUACAUCAGACACUGAAUAGAAACUAACUUAUUAUAUUGUAAAUAAUGCUUAUUUAUACAUGACCGCCAAAUGUGCCUUCUUUGUUACUUUUUAUAAUGUCUACCAAGUAAACAUGCUUGACAUUACUUGCCAAAUGGAGAAGAAGAUGAACUGUGGCACAGCUGUUGCCUGUUGUAAAGAUCAUAUGAGGCAGAGUCUCAGGAUUCUCAAUGGAUUCAGUACAAACGCUCUUGUGUAGCCUAAUUCAUUUCUAGUUUGCCCGACCAGCUCAUUUCCUGGAGUGAUCCGUGUUCAACGUGAUGAUGAAGGUGCAAAUUCUAAUUUCUUGUGCACACGUUCUUUUUAGCUACAUAACAUACGUUUUUGCCUGAAGCACUUUGUUUUUACAUUUUGGCUCAUCCAUAAUGUCUAAUUUUUUUGUAGUUUUGAUCUUGAAGCUUCAACACGGUCCCUUUUAUGUAUAGAACUGAAAAUAAUGAAUUCAAUGCUAUCUAGACAUCUCCGAUGUAUUUUUGAAGGCUUCCCUGUUCCUGCAUUUAUUAAUGUGAUUUUGAGCUAUUACGCUUCAUCAUACUAAUGUAUGCACAGGGUUGGGUUUUAAAAGUGGGGAAACUUAUUAGUUUUCUCAUUCUGUGUAUGUUUAUUAUCCUGUUGUUGAAUGUGUUUGGCCUCUUGGUGUAUUUUUUGAUUAUUAUAGGCUGAUGCAUGCUUGAGAUUUGAUUGGAUUUUCUGAUUGGGGUGCUUUUUGAGAGGUUCACUCGGUGGACUGCAUUAUGAGUGCAUGACUCUCAUAAAAACACUGUCUGAGAAUGUGUGUGUGUGUGUGUGUGAAUGCAUGAGAGUUUGUAAGUAAUUGUAGCGCUUCGUACAUGACGUUGAGUUUUUUUAGCUAAUCUCCUGUUAUGUGCACUUUUCUCUGAGAGAAUCCAGCGAAAUCUCUUUGUACAGUCUUGCGAUUUACUGUUUUGCCAAUUGUGUGGAAUACAGCUUUGUAUCUUUGCAGAUAAACAAUUCAGACCGUUGUUUAGAGAAUCGUUGGUGUAUAUGGAGCCCUUGCCCGGCACCGAGUUUUACACAACUUUUAUACAAGGGUAAAAAAAAUAAAAAUAAUAAUAUAUGGUAAUUUUCUAAUGAAGUUGGGGUUAAAAGAGAACUUAAACCCAGUCAAAAGACUUACUCUUUUGUAUUUGUAUUGUGUAUAGUUUGCUAACAAUUGUGUAUAUGUGCCUGUACAUAUUGUGAAGAGGACAUGUUCUUCUUUUUUUUUUUUUUUUACUUGGACAGAGUUACUCUCUCCAAUCAGGAGAAAUUGGGAGCUGAAAUGUUAAAAUGAGUGAAAUGGACAUUUGUAUCUGGAAAAAAAAUAAAGCUAUAAUUUUAACAGUGAA
Messenger RNA from Megalobrama amblycephala (Wuchang bream), 10084 nucleotides. It is a transcript of the gene plxnb3, whose product is annotated as plexin B3. The transcript has 35 exons. Gene Ontology annotation, molecular function: semaphorin receptor activity; protein binding. The record is from RefSeq and is a predicted model, not a curated record. Gene Ontology annotation, biological process: regulation of cell shape; regulation of GTPase activity; positive regulation of axonogenesis. Gene Ontology annotation, cellular component: semaphorin receptor complex. Lineage: Eukaryota; Metazoa; Chordata; Actinopteri; Cypriniformes; Xenocyprididae. Bases 652 to 6315 code for a protein of 1887 amino acids.